AUGGUCGACCCCUCGGAGGCUGAGGAGCAGAAUAAGUGCAAAGGUCCACAGCUCGACGCACCAGCUGUGGCCACCGAACACCCUCGACUGCCAGAGGAAGCCGAUGGCACAACGACAGAGGAGGAUGGGGACGCCGGUUUUGAGACACCGCCCACCGGCAGUUCUGAGCCGAGCCCCUGCCACGCUGCAUCCCCGGUGGGGCCAGACGCUGCCUCUCAGGGGGCAACACCUCAGCAACCACAGACUCAGACAGAUCUGUCACCCAAGAUGUACCUGGACCUGUACAACUUCGAUUCACCGGCUGCAGAGGGCAGCCGCUAUGUGCUAACGAGCCCCCGCUCUCUGGAGGCAUGUGCUCGAUGUGGGGUCAAACCUGUGGAACUGCUGCCCCGCCCCCUGGCUGACUUCGCUCGGGAGGCUCCUGGACGCUCCAUGCGUGUCGCUACAGGGUUGUUUGAAGUCUACGAGAGGGACAGACACGCCAAACUGAGGCAGUGCAGGGAGGAGAGGGAGAGGAUUGUCAGGGAGGAGAAAAGAAGGAUUCACCAGGCAACAGUCAAUAGCAGUAGCAGUGUAUCAUCUUCCUCUGUGGACAAAGCCUCUUCUGGCUCUAGUCAGCCUCCUAAAUCUGGGCCAGUGACCUCAAGCACAGCCCCUGAUGUUGGAGCAUCCUCUAGAGCCACAGCGCCAGGUCCAACCUCUAAAACAGGUACAGCUCUUUUAUCUAAAGCCCCUGCCCCCAGUCUUAGUACCUCCCCUAAGUCUGCCCAUGCAGGAUCUCCUCAGUCAUCAAAAACUGGUUCUGCAACCUCUACACCAUCUUCCAAGGGCGGUUUCCAAGGAUCUGCCAAGCAUCCUUUGUCCUCAUCCACUGAGCAAGUAAAGACCACCCAGCCACUCUCGUCUGGCCCUCCGCCGGUUGUCAGGAAAUCCUCUGGUGGUAAAUCUUCAAACACUUUCCCCAGAUCGACGCCAAAACCGCCCUCCUUCCCCAGAGCCAAUUCUACAUUAACAUCGUCAGUGUCAAAGCCUCCAGUUCAGAGCUCUGGGACGCCUCCAAACGGCGUAACUGGAGGACCGUUCUCUCAGCACAAUGGACAUCUUGGAUUUCACUCCAAAGUGAGAGGAAAAAGUCAUUCGCUGGAGUCCUUACAGCGAAGGAUGGAUCCCGUUUGCUCUUCCACCUCCACCACCACAACGACCACUACAUGCACCUCAUCAGAGUCAGGUGCUUCCUCUUCAUACAGCUGGGACGGUGCACGGGAUCACUGGGCUAAAGUCUCCAGCCCCCGAGCUCGGACCCUGGCUACGUUCAACUCCCUGAUGGGCCGCAGCCUGAGCCUCGGUGACCUUAGCCACUCUCCUCAAACGACACAGAAGGUGGAGCGCAUAGUGAAGGAGGUGAAGCGCCGAGGCCUGAAGGCCGUGUCGGAGCGUGACCGCAAAAUUGCGGCUCUGAUGCUCGCUAGAUAUCAGGAGGAAGACAUCAUGAGUCAGACCCGCUACGUGGCUCAUCUUCAGUGGGACAGUGAGCGCAGAAUGGAGGAGCUACGGCGGGAGCAGGAGGACAGAGAGAAGCAGCGUGCGGUGCUUCAGUGCAAGCGAGUGUGGCAAACACAAGUGUCAAUACGUCAGAGAAGACUGAGCCAGCAGGAACGGGAAUCGGCAGCUGCCAAAAUGCGGCAGGCUGAGGAGAACGAGGAGCGAUGGAGGGAGCUUGCAGUGCAGCAGGAGCGCAGCCGUCUGCUGAGGUUACAGCAGGCAGCACGAGAGGAGAAGCAUAAGAAAGCACUUCAGGAACAGAACCUGAAGGCCCUGGAGGAGGAGAGGGCGGCCAUGCUGGAGCAGGAGAGGCUGCUGCUGAAAGAGAAGCUCACCAUGGCUGAGCUGAAGAGACAAGAGAAGGAGCACCAGGCCCAGGAGGAGAGACGAGGCCUGAACAAAGCAGAGAAGAGACGUCACGCUGCCCUGAUACAGGAAAUUGCUCGCAGAGAGCAGGAGGAGAGGGAGGAGGCCAGGAGGGCAGCAGAGGAGAAGCUCAGCCGCUCCCUGGAGAAUUAUGAACAGAUAGUUGAGCGUCGAGGGCAGGAGCUGAAAGAAAAGGCCAAGCGUGAGGAGCAGCAGAUCCAGAAAGCACGCAAGGCUGCAGAGAAGCGUGAGAGGCAGCAGCAGCAGCUGCUGGAGGCUCGUGUGAGGGAGGCAGAGAAACGAGCCCAACAGGCAGCUUUAGUGGCCGAGGAGAGGGCCAGAGAGAAAGCUCAGCGGGCCAUCCAGAGUCGACAGGAGAAGGAAAGACUCCAGAGGCUCAACAGGCAGCGCGUGGAGGAGGAGGAGAGGCAGAGACGCCUGGAGCUGCUCCAGUCCAUCGAGAGGAAGCUGGAGAAGAGUGAGCAGAUCUUCAGAGAAAAGAAGGCGGUGCUGGAGAGCGCUCGCUCUGUGGCCCAAGCCUCUUUUCAUGUGCGAGACAAAGUGCGGGAGGAGACCAACAUGCGUACUUUUGAUAAAAUGGCCCUGGAAGCACAGCUGAAAGCCAGCCUGGAUGAAAACUGUCUCGGGCACUGGACUAAAAGCUGUGCUGGAAUGAAAAGAGUCAUUGUUUACCAGGAAGCACAACUCCAUGACAACUGCAGAGGCUUUUAA
Toxotes jaculatrix (banded archerfish) is the source of this 2640-nucleotide messenger RNA. RefSeq names its product coiled-coil domain containing 177 (gene ccdc177). NCBI's taxonomy places the organism in Eukaryota, Metazoa, Chordata, Actinopteri, Toxotidae. The record is from RefSeq and is a predicted model, not a curated record. The transcript has 2 exons. The coding region runs from base 1 to 2640 and encodes 879 amino acids.